This is a messenger RNA of Acipenser ruthenus (sterlet), 3555 nucleotides long. Its product is annotated as protein FAM234A. The record is from RefSeq and is a predicted model, not a curated record. The transcript is spliced from 13 exons. Bases 232 to 1875 code for a protein of 547 amino acids. NCBI's taxonomy places the organism in Eukaryota, Metazoa, Chordata, Actinopteri, Acipenseriformes, Acipenseridae.
CUCAUGUUUCCUACCAACUGUACAAUACCCAUGAUGCCAAUCUAGGGGCGGAGUCUAAAGCAGGCAGAGUUGUUUAUUCAGUUGGGUCUGAGUCUGACACUCUGGGAACAGCUGGUGAAGGAAUACGCAGAUAGGUCAGCGGAGGUGAACAGUUUUCUUAUUCCAGUGGGACACUGCCUCUGUUUUCACACUGACUCACUGAAGAUCCUGUGGCUGUGAUGCGCUGAGAUCAUGACAGACAAUAAGGAACAGGACACAGAGAUCCACCCUUUGAAAAGUGAGGAGGGGGUGUCACCAGCUUCGCUCACCAAGAAGGGGGUCUGUCUGGGGAGCUCAGGGCUGUCCCACCUGUCAAGCUGGCGCACUGCUGCCUUCUUCCUCUCCGUCUUCCUCUGCCUCAUCAGCAUCUUUGCCUUCUCCUUCAUCAUCCCCUGCCCUGUGCGUCCUGUCUCACAGCGCACCUGGAUCAACACAUACGGAGAUUCCUCAACAUAUACAUUUCUGGCUGUAACGGACGCAAACAAUGACAAAGUUAUGGAUGUCAUUUUUGCCUUCAGAGGCUCCAAAGGCUGUCUGAAUGUGUCUUGCAGCGACGCAGGGUUCUCCUCGCCGUGUUCCUUCCUGGUUGCUGUCACGGGCACCAACGGCAGUGUCCUGUGGGAGAGGCCACUCAGUCAGGAGCUGCUGUGGGUGCAGUGUGGCAUUGAGAAGCUGGGCGGGCUGGAGGCUCCCGGGUGCCUGCUGUUUCAUUCCCAAAACCUGACCGCCAUUGAUUCCCGGAGCGGGGUAACUUUGUGGCAAAACAACAAUACACUGGGGCUGAAGCAGCCAGCUCUGAAGGUUCCAGACCUGGAUGGGGAUGAAGUGGGGGAUGUGGUACUGAUUGGGGCCGCUGGAGAUGAGACAAAGGUGGUUAUUGUUUCAGGAAGAACUGGCCAGCAGAUUGGUAUUGAUGCAGACCCUGGUCUCAGUGAUGUAUUGGGCCACGUAAUUCAUGUCACCAGCAGUGGGUCUUACUAUAUUCUGUUUAAAAAAGCAGACUCUGCUGUUUAUGGAUACGCUCUGAAGAAUAUCGUUGCCAUGGCAAUCAAAACGCCUGGGAGUAACAUUAAAUUGCAGCAGGAUCCCAAGUGGGAGGAAAUGACCAACAGCACCUCUGGAAGCGUGCCUGUUUACAAUUCGGGCUCUGUUCAGCACCUGUUGAAAAUGGGGAACCAGGGAAAGACUCCAGAGAACCUGCUUCUAGUGACUGGCCACUGGGUGGAGCUGACAGAUGGGCAGAGCCUGCGCUCCCUGUGGAGGGUCAACAUCACCAAGGUUAUCAGUGAACCAGUUUUUGGGAACUUCAAUAAGGACGGUGUCCCAGAUGUUGUGAUUGAAGAUGAAAUUGGAAACGGUACAAAAAAGGUGGUGAUUCUGGAUGGCAGCUCUGGAGCGGUGUUGUGGGAGGUGGACAUGGUUUCCAGUUCAACAAGCCCAAAGACUUCUACAGUGAACACUACAGACUACAGGUCUGCUUUCCUGUUCUGGGGGGAGAUCCCUGGCGAGGCGAACGCAACUGUAUCAUUGAAUCAGCAGCAUUUUUUGUACCUGCUUCAUCCUUCCUAUCCCAAAAUCCUUUUGGAGCUGAACAACAGCACUGAGAGUAUAGCAGCUUUCAAAGCGGUCCUCUUUGAGAAGAGCAGGCAUGCUGGCUACAUGCUGCUGACCGGCCCCACGGAGCAGUCGGAGACGGGCAGCGUGUCGCUCGCCAAGCGCAAGCUAAAGGAGGACGUGGCUCACAGCAGGGUGGUGCGGCUGAGCCAGGAGGAGGGGUUCAGCGACCAGGAGAUCAGGGACAGCUUCUUCAGGCUGCGGUACAGCAGCAGCACCUAGAGUGCUACACACCCGUCGAGGACUGAGGCUGCCUUUCACUCGCACACGAACAGCACAAACCUGUCUUUCUGAUGUGGACGAGCGCAUUCUCACAUGGAAAGGUUUUGGAAGACGACUGCAGUAUUUUUUUUUUUAAAUUUAAGUGGCAUAAACAUUUAAACAUAGCAACACUAAAUUAGCAUAUGUCAGGGCUAGGCAGCUCCGCUCCAGGGUUAAUAGACUACUAUAGGACUACCACUUUAAGACCUGGUCAGAUGAUCAAGUAGUUGAAUUUAUUGAUUAAGAAGAACAUGGUUGAAACAUAGACCUAGGCUGGACGGGCAUGCUUGCCUAUACCUGGCAUUAGGUCACACUAUCAGUUAUUAUUAUUAUUAUUAUUAUUAUUAUUAUUAUUAUUAUUAUUAUUAUUAUUAUUUUAUUUUUUUUAGUGUUAUUUACACUGUAGCUACGGAGCAAUUUUACAUGCAGUUACAUAAUAAUGAUGCAUGUAAAAUGUAACUACUCAACUUCAUGAGUUACUGUCACAAAGAUUUGAAAAGUGUCUAACCUGAAAAUUGGAUAUACUACUCAGAAUCUGAUUGUUUUACAUUUGUGCUUUCUAACACUAUUCAUGGCAUUUCAGGUACUUUUUUAAAAGGGUACUUAAAUAACCCAUUUUGGACUCUGAUUGCAGUUUUAAUUGCAGAGCAUAAAUCGGUCAACUCAAGGCCACAUAGUUUGACGUAGUGGACAAAAUGUAAGAAUACUAUAACAUGAAGCAUUAAGAACCAAGCUUUACAUCUACAGAUUAACAGUAUACACAACUGCCAGAUAUAAAAAUGCAUUGGGCAAAAAUAAGAUGCAUUACAAUUUACUUUUUUUUUUUUUCCUUCAAUAUUUUGAGAUUCAUUCUGUAGUUACAUUCUGAUGUUGUUUUGAAGUUCCUCCAGUAUUUUUUUGUCAAUUUAAUAUCAAAUGAUUUGGAUAACUAAAUGUACACUGAAUAGUAUAACUAAAUCUAUAUUUUUCCAGGUCUCUUUAUAUCCAAUAGGUCCAAUAUAGCACAGGUUUGACCCGCAAGGUUUCAAGUCAGAAGAGUGAUGGUUUCUGGGUUGGUUACCUAUGUUCUAGGCAAUGGGUCAGAUCUGUAUUAGCGUGUAAUUUGCAAAAAAAUGUGAAUUUCAGUUUCUACAGUAGCAAGCAGACCUUUAAGAACGAUUCCCCACAGCCAAUACAGUUUUGCUUUGUGUUUGAUAUUAUUUUUUUCAGUGCAAUGGUUGUGGAUUGUUAGUUUGUUUAAAUACUAUAUACUGUAAUAUAUUUAAAAGCUCUUUGCACAGAAAAUUGGUGUAAGGAGGGUGGACAGUUGGGACCCCUUUUACCAGCACAGACUGUUAUGUUCAAUCUUUGCAAAUUACCUGACUGUGGGGGGAUGUUGGGUAUUAAAUCAGUCUGGAUUUGGGGAGUGGUUUUUAUACCCAUAUGCCGAUAUGUUUUUAUGCCCUGCUUUUACUGGUGGUGUGACUGGUACAGCCAGGUAUAUGGACUGUUUUCAGGUUACAUCAUCUUUGAUGUGCCUUUUAUUUAGUAUGCUAGUAUUACCAUGUGGGUUAGACUGUAUGGUUUAUUAUUAUUAUUAUUCAAUUGGAACAAUUAAAUGUUUCCCCCUGUUUUGAAAUAAAUGUUUUUACUCCCAGUUAA